Harpia harpyja (harpy eagle) is the source of this 5184-nucleotide messenger RNA. It is a transcript of the gene PDIK1L, whose product is annotated as PDLIM1 interacting kinase 1 like. The transcript has 3 exons. NCBI's taxonomy places the organism in Eukaryota, Metazoa, Chordata, Aves, Accipitriformes, Accipitridae. The record is from RefSeq and is a predicted model, not a curated record. Gene Ontology annotation, molecular function: protein kinase activity; ATP binding. The coding region runs from base 1210 to 2235 and encodes 341 amino acids. Gene Ontology annotation, biological process: protein phosphorylation.
GGCGGCGGCGCAGGGGAGGGGGAGCCCUAUAAUGGCGGCCGGGUGGAGGCAGCGCGGUAGCGGCCCUGAGUACCUAAAACAGUGGAAAUAAUUGAAAGCUUCCUACUAAUAACAGGCUGUUUUGAUGUGGUCCUUAUUGCCUGGUUUACUGACAUAAAGAGAAUUACAUUUGUCACUGGCAGUCUUACAAACUAUUUUAGUUCUGCUAUGCUAGCUGUGACUUUUUUUUUAAUUAUUUUUGUGUUUUGUUCUGUUUGACCAGUGAUAAUUGGCUAGCCAAGCUUUUUUUCUGUCUAUAGUCAGUGUCCCAUUUUGGUUGUUUGUGUAAAGGUGGUGCUGGUGUGUUUUGGUUUGUAAUCUUGCAGGGAAGUGUGCAGGGAGGGUCAUAAAUCUGUAGCAGUGUUUGGUGGCUUGUGUUUUGUGUGUGUGUGUCUUUUGUUUUACUUAUAGAGCAAUAUCUUAAAUUUUGUCCUUUCCCUGUUGAGCAAAAGUGAAAGUUAGAUGCUGGGUACAAGCUUCUGCAAUCAGUUACCCUUUUUAACUUUUUGUAACUGUAGGCUCCUCAUUCAGAGGAGACUAGGUGAAAAAUCAUAGUAAUAUUAAAAAAAUAAAUCGGAAGCGAUCUGAAGCAUCCUCUUGUCUUACUAAAAGAAUUUAAUGACUAAGCUAUAACAGAAACAUUUACUUAAGCAGUCACCUCCAUAAAAGGCAGUGUUAAUUAAAUCUGUUACUGCCCAACCGCAGGCUUCAACUAGAACCUCUCCUCUGCUAUCCCAGGCGUGGAUGGAGGGCAUGAUACCGUACUAUUAUUCCCACAGAUGUUCACGGAAGACACUGAGAGAAAGGAGCAGGAGCAUACACAACAGUCCUGUCUCAGCACAAUACAAGUCUAGGUUUGAAUUGUUGCCACCUUGAAAACUGGGCUGUAUUUGAAAUCUUAAUAGUCCCACCAAAAUGAUGUAAUUUCACUUUUAACUAGUCCGUGGCAACAGGUACAGGUUUACAGGAUAGCUUCUAGAAUGUUCUAGCACUCGAAUGCAGCGUUGCUUUCAGGGUAACGCUCGGAGGCACUGGCCUGUUAAUUGCAGGAUUUUGAUAGGCCCAAUAUUGCUGCACCAAGCCCUAUGGGGGAAAAUACAGCCCAGUUCUUGUUCAUAAGUUUUAGUUCUGUGGGUUUUUCCCCCUUCCCCAGAACCCUUGAUCUUGAAGAUGGUGAGUAGCCAGCCUAAGUACGAUCUAAUACGGGAGGUUGGUCGUGGCAGUUAUGGUGUGGUGUACGAAGCAGUCGUCAGGAAGACCUCUGCACGGGUCGCGGUGAAAAAGAUUCGGUGCCAUGCUCCAGAGAACGUGGAACUAGCUCUGCGUGAGUUCUGGGCACUUAGCAGUAUCAAGAGCCAGCAUCCCAACGUCAUUCACCUGGAGGAGUGCAUCUUGCAGAAAGAUGGUAUGGUGCAGAAGAUGUCCCAUGGCUCCAGUUCCUCCCUUUAUUUACAGCUUGUAGAGACCUCAUUAAAGGGAGAAAUAGUCUUUGACCCCAGAAGUGCUUAUUACCUCUGGUUUGUAAUGGAUUUCUGUGAUGGAGGAGACAUGAAUGAGUAUCUGUUGUCCCGAAAGCCGAACCGCAAGACCAACACCAGUUUCAUGCUUCAGCUCAGCAGUGCGCUGGCAUUCCUGCACAAAAAUCAGAUUAUUCAUCGUGAUCUCAAACCUGACAAUAUUCUGAUAUCUCAGAGCAGGAUGGAUGCUAGUGACUUGGAACCUACCCUGAAAGUAGCUGAUUUUGGGCUGAGUAAAGUAUGUUCAGCCUCAGGACAGAAUCCUGAGGAACCAGUCAAUGUAAAUAAGUGUUUUCUAUCAACUGCGUGUGGGACUGACUUCUAUAUGGCCCCUGAAGUCUGGGAAGGACACUACACUGCCAAAGCAGACAUCUUUGCGUUGGGAAUUAUAAUCUGGGCAAUGUUGGAAAGAAUCACAUUCAUAGAUACGGAAACAAAGAAAGAACUUCUGGGGAGUUAUGUCAAGCAGGGGACAGCGAUCGUCCCUGUUGGAGAGGCGCUUCUAGAAAACCCUAAAAUGGAACUGCUCAUCCCCGUAAAGAAAAAAUCCAUGAAUGCUCGAAUGAAACAGCUGAUCAAAGAAAUGCUGGCUGCCAACCCGCAGGACCGACCCGAUGCUUUUGAGCUAGAACUGCGAUUAGUCAACAUAGCUUUUAAAGACAGCAGCUGGGACACGUGACCUGCCUGACAUCUCUUGAUAAGAGCUGCUUCUCACCUAACUGAUGGUGCAACUUAAUGGCAGUAAAAGAAACGAGCCUGAACUCAAACCUGCAGGGUGUAGUUUCUACCAAACGAAUCUCUUUUUGAGUUUCGUAAAUGAUACGAAUGUGAGUUGGCCGUUGUGUUAACAAUGCGUUGAUGUGUAUAAUACCAGGAUGUUACAUGCAAGUGUAAGAUGUGACGAUGUUUGUUUGUGUAUGCUGGCGGUGGGAUGUCUUAAGAGCUGAGACUUGAUUUCCAGCACUAUGUCAUGGAGUAUUUCGUACAUUCCAGUUUCCUAUGUCAGUAUUAGGAACUCUUAUGGAAAAAAGAGAUUUGCAUGCUGGUAGUGCAAAUCUUCAGGCUUUGUAAAGUAAUUCUGUGUAUAUAUUUAUGUAUACGAGUGACUGGGAGUGUAUGCCACUUCUCUUAAAUUAUUUGCUAUGGGUCUGAAUGAUUGCGGUCUGCUAGAAAACUAGGUGAAGAAGAUAGAUGAGAAGCAUUCCUUCUUCUCCAGGCCUGAAUAACUUUAUUAUUUAUUUUUGUUAUCUAAUGUCAAAGGUAGGGUCUGAGACUUGACUUUGUAGACAAAAAAUGCAAUGCAAGGGGAUCAGCAGUUUUUUAAAGUGCUGACAUGGCCAAGCUUAGCACUUACAGCUUAAUGAGCUUGUCACUGAGGGAGUCAAAAAUGGAUGCAGUCAGGUGCUAGCGUGUUGGCUAGUUCAUUAAUCAUUCGAUUUUGCUUUCUUCUAAUAAUCAAAUACUUUUAAUCAGUUAAUCUACAGUUUCACAGCGUGCUCUCUACUCUUCUAUCUAUAAUCCAAUAGCACCUUCAGGAUUUAUAAUAGCAGAGUACUGUGGGCUUAGUUUAUGGAAACGUGGGUGAGGGAAUCCAGCAGCAUAGAGUGUUAUUUUUAAGAUUCUUCAAAAUAUGGUGGCAGCACAGUUUUCCUGUUAACUGAAUCCGACUAGUAAUACUGGUCACGGCCUCUUCCUUUCUGGCACUGCUUCUAGUCUGGUAGUGAUGAGGAGAUAAAGGGGUGACUAUUUGUCUUGUAGAACACACCUGUUCUCAAAUAUGGGAGAAAACUCAGUAACCAGUAUGUGAAAGGUAUCUGAUUUGUGUGGCAACCUUGGCCGAUUUUUUUUUUUAUUUGUUUUCCUCCAUUUAAAGAAGGAAAUAUUUAUUUAAAAGCACGGAUGAUAGGAUGGAAGGCUUUGAAGUAGUUGAAAGGCUGCUUAUCCCCAGCUCUUACUCCCCAGAAGCAGACUGAUAUGCUAAGAGAGGUUUCACUGCAGCCACCUGACACUGUACGGCAGACAGAAGCUGCUUUGUAAUAGUAUAGCACUUAGGUCAUGGUCCUGUACCCACAAGAACAUUCUCAUCAAUUUGACCUUUUGGAAAAAGUAGAGUCUUAAAAAAUUGCCUUUAAAGCUGCAACAAAGGCCAGCUUUCUUAAAAUCAAUUUAAUGGUUUGGUUUUUUUUUUUCCUCCCCCCCCCAAAACUUACCUGAAAACUGCCGUAAGUAUUUCCUUGUAUAAUUUUCUUCUCGGAUACUCUUCCCUCUCAGUGCUGAGAGCAGUUCUGAUCAGUCAGGGUUUAUUCUGCCUGAGUAUGAAUAAACAGCACAAACAAAAUAUAAUUUUUUUAUUCUUCCAAAAGCAAAGGAUUCUGAUUCUACCAGACUUCUGAGGCUUUACAGACUACAGGUGGUUCUUACCUGGUGCUGUGUAGAGCAGGUGCCAGAUACCCAUGGGGCCUUAGUCCUUAAUUCUUGUUAUUUUGCUUCACUUUAUCGUUUAAGGCAAGUUGUCUAAACAGUGAUUCUUGGACAAAUACACCUUGCUGUCUCUAAACAAUGUAGAUUGCUUAGAAGAUGCUAGAGAAGUAACUUUUAGAAGACAGUGUUCCUGACUACAGCAGAGUGCCUCACUUCAGCAUCAGUUGGCAGGGACAGAGGCAGCUGCGUCGUACCGAGGAUACAGCCUGUUGCCUAUGUGGAUGUCCCAGUGUUGCUCCUUCCCUGCAGGGAGCUUAGUCUAUAAAAGACGACUUGGAGCCUAUCUGUGAGCAACGAUAAGGAGAGAUCUAUUUAUUCUUGUGUUCUAGAAGGGGGAGAUCUGUUUGUUCUCACGUUUUAACUGAGUUCAGUACAACUGAAGCCUCAGCUUGUUACUGAAAGGAGGAAAACAAACCUCUCGCUGUCUGUGCCAACACUGUUUCACAGUACUUACAUUUCAGCGUGGUCAUUCGAUGAGUAAAGUUUUAAGAGGGUAUAUCACUUUUCCUCGUUAAACUUGAUCUUUUUAAAAAUACCUUGCCAACUUCCUUCUCUCUUGCCCACCAAAGUCAGAAUCAACUGUGUUAUCUUGAAGUAUGAAUCCUACUACAGAAUAAUACUACUUACCUCUAAGGCACUUUGCAAAUCAUCUGAUUCUCCUCUGAGGUAUUUCAAAGGAUGCACACCAAAUGUGCUGCCUGCCUGCAGUGCAGAAACGAGUGAAUGGCACAGGAAGGUUUUGGGGUUUUUGACUCCCAAAGUGUUUCUUUGCACUGAUUGCCACUUUAAAGGGUGGGGGUACCUGAAAUCCCUCUCAUGGUGCUUAGCCUUGCUGUUGGGUGACACUGAGUGUUUCCUUGGUUAACACUGAAUGGUAGUCCUCGAGGUCUGUGUUCUGUUUGAUUUCUGUUGUCUGAGGUCUUUGUUUUAAAACCUUUGAUAAAUCAAAUUGUUGUAGCAGCUAUGGAGUUACUCACCAGCGUGACACAAAGUCAAGAUACUUUUCAGCACUCAGAAAAGAUUUUUUUCCAAAUCUUUCUUUAAAAACUGUAAAAUAUAUUUUAUGGAGAAUUUAUAAUGAGGAAAUUUAUUGUGUAAUUUAUUAAGUUCAUGACUGUUUUUGAAAUAAAAUCUGAAUUUCAAUGAA